This is a messenger RNA of Scaptodrosophila lebanonensis, 1170 nucleotides long. RefSeq lists its product as uncharacterized. The record is from RefSeq and is a predicted model, not a curated record. Bases 1 to 1170 code for a protein of 389 amino acids. The transcript has 2 exons. NCBI's taxonomy places the organism in Eukaryota, Metazoa, Arthropoda, Insecta, Diptera, Drosophilidae.
AUGAUGGAGACAUUUCUUGUCCUGGGCCUGUGUUUUAUCCUGUACGAAGCAUUGGAUUUCUUUCAAGGCUGCAUACACAGCAACACGCCCUCACCGAGCGACCAGAUCGAAGCCUAUCGCCGCGAACUUGACGAACAACGCCAACAGCAACAGCAGGAGCAGUUUCUAGCGAAUUUUACGCCCCUGUUGGGCGCUCAAUUUGCUGCCGCCGCCGCGGCAGCCGCUGCAGGCUCAAGCUCAUCACUAACCUCAACCACGCCCACCGCCUCUACAGCGAGCGUCAUCAGCGACUCAUACGAACAGCAUUCCCAGUCGCAAUCGCAAUCCCAAACCACUUCCUACUCUCAACAGCAGCCGCACUCGCUGAGUACACCCGGACUGUUUCGGACCGCGCUCGGUGGCUAUCAGAGCUGCUACGAUCCCGAGGAUCCGCUGCAUGCCACCUCUUCGCUGCCACGCGACUACUACUACCUGCAACAGCAGCAGCUGAAGAAUAAGGCCUCCAGCAAAUCGCUGCUCUCGAAGUUCUCCUCCACAAAUUCCGACAAUCGCAUCUAUCCGGAAGCGGCGCACGGUGUACUUGGCCUUCCCGCAUCGGCAGUGAUCACCACACAGCCACUUCCCGUCGGAGAGGCGGCCAGUCUAUUCGACUGUCAGCCUCCGGCGCCGCUUGUGCCCGCAUCGCCGUUGAUCGUCGAGCUUAAGCGUGCCAUCAUCAGCAGCAGUCAGUCGAGAGCGCAGACGCAUUCACAGCAGCGCGCAAGCAGCAGCAGCAGUAGCGGUUGCGACGUUGACAUCGAGGACGACGACGAGGCGCCAGAGGACGACGACGUCUGCUGCGGCUCCGAUUCGAACUCCAAUUCCGACUCGUUCGCCUGUCCCGCCUCGAGUGAGCCCAACAUUUGCACAGCCAGUCGGAACAGUCGGCAUAACUACGCCCACUUGCGCGCAAACGCACAAUUGCCGCGCAUACAUCACAUAGCGAUUGACGAUAUUGGCAUCGGCGGCAUUAGUGGACGACAGGAGAGUACUGGAGGUGGCAGCGAGCUAUCAGGCGGUAUAUCCUUGGCAGCGAACUCGCACGCGGACAUACGUGAAAUCGAGUGCGAGCGUCUGCGACGCAAGUGCGUGAGCGUAAAACGCAUUUAUAGCAUAUCGGAAAAAUUUUAA